AUGCCCGGACCCUGUCUGUGGCUACAUCGGCUUCGUCGGCGACUUGUUCUCGUGGGGCUUGGCGGGCGGCUCCGCCGUCCACUUCAUCAAGGGCUUCCGCGCCUCGCCGACGCCGUCAACGCUGUCCGGAAGAACGCGCCUCGCGUCGCCGGCAGGUUCGGCGCAUACUGCGUCUUCUUCUCCGUCAUAGAAAAUGCCGCGUCGCUCGCGCUCCGGAGAGACGACCACUUGACCGGCGGCACCGCCGCCGCCGCCACAGGUGGCCUACAUGGCAUGCUGCGCCGGGGUGGCGACCCCGCCGCUGCGCGUUGCGCUCUUCUCGCUGCAACAGGUUUCUUGGGCCUCGAUUUGGCCCUCGAUUGGGCCCUAAGGGUGAUUGCGAAUAGAUUGUACCCUCAAAAAAGGCAGAUGAAUCCGGGCCAGGCAGCGCCUGCUGUCCGGCUGCCCAGCCCCUGGGUAGACGCAUCACAACGCCGACCCCCACAGUGGUUAAAGAUGUCUCCGUCUGGUACAAGGGAAAAAGGUGCUGCUUCUUUGUUCUGA
Messenger RNA from Miscanthus lutarioriparius, 543 nucleotides. The record is from the annotation of a GenBank genome assembly. Lineage: Eukaryota; Viridiplantae; Streptophyta; Magnoliopsida; Poales; Poaceae.